Colletotrichum orchidophilum is the source of this 648-nucleotide messenger RNA. RefSeq lists its product as uncharacterized. The transcript has a single exon. The record is from RefSeq and is a predicted model, not a curated record. Bases 1 to 648 code for a protein of 215 amino acids. Lineage: Eukaryota; Fungi; Ascomycota; Sordariomycetes; Glomerellales; Glomerellaceae.
AUGAGCGAACCCUUGGAACAAAACGGCGCGGGGCUUCUCAGUCUCCCGUGGGAGAUCAGGGAGAAGAUCUACGCGUACUACCUCGCAUUCGACCACGACGACUUUGGCGACACCGUCAGGCCGCUGCACGUCUACUUUGAGCAAGGCGACUACAAGAAACCCUUGCCGCCGCUCAUGCUGACCUGCAAGCGCGUCUACCGCGAGCUCCACCGGCCCGUCCACGCCGACGCCGUGCUGCGCGUGCACUCGCACGGCUACGGCGACCGGCGCAUCGGCUUCGCCGUCCACGGGACCCUGCGCUUCGAGCGCCUGCGCCGGCUGUACCUUCUCGUCGCCAUGGAAUAUCCCAACUGGAACCGGUGGCUGGCCAUCUUUGGCGAGGUGGCGCGGCGGGCGAGGGACCUGACGGAGCUGGUUGUGGACUGGGAGCCGAGACCGGGUCCGCCGAAUCCCAAGGUGUGGGAGGCGAAGCUGACGGAGAAGAAGCAUGACGAGUUUUUUGGGGUGUUGGCGGCGCUGAAGGGGUUGGAGGUUGUGCGGUUCCAUGGGGAGAUGCCCGAGGGGUGGAGGGAGAGGUUUGAAAAGGAGAUUCCUGCCAGGCUUGUGUGUUAUCGGUUCAAGUGGUGGAGGGAGACUGGGCUAGAAUGA